UCGGUUUCUGUCGUUAUUGUUGUUGUUGUUGCUCCCUUUGCUUCUGGUUCGCUUCCUUCCCUCUUUUUAUAUAUAAGCUCUCAUUUGGCCUCUCAUCCGCCUCUUUAUCUCUCAGAACCACAGAGACAAGAAAACUGAAGAGAAAUGAGAACACGGAGAGGGCUUUCUUAUCCCAGAGGAGCAGCAGUAAACGCUUGUGAUACAGCAGCAGGGAAGAGGACGGCAACAACAAGUUAUAAGAGAGGAAAGCCUGAUUUCGCCGCCGGAGAUUACCUGGUUCGCAGGAAAAAGAAUCGAUUAAUCUCAAAUCAAAAAACCGGAGAGACCGACUUGUUUGAUUCUUUACCCGAUGAUCUUGUCAUUUCUAUUCUCUGCAAGCUUAGCUCUUCUGCCUCUUGCCCCUCCGAUUUCAUCAACGUUUUACUUACGUGCAAGAGACUAAAUGGGUUGGGCCUUCAUUCUCAAGUACUAUCCAAAGCUUCGCCGAAAACAUUUGCAGUCAAGGCCAAAAAUUGGUCUGAUUCUGCUCACCGUUUCCUCAAACUCUUCGCCGACGCUGGAAAUGUUGAAGCUUGUUACACUCUUGGCAUGAUUCGGUUUUACUGUUUACAAAACCGAGGGAGUGGAGCUUCUCUGAUGGCAAAGGCAGCGAUUAGCUCAUACGCGCCUGCACUGUAUUCCCUUGCUGUUAUACAAUUCAAUGGAAGCGGUGGCUCUAAAAGCGACAAAGACCUUCGUGCCGGCGUUGCGCUGUGUGCACGCGCUGCCUUUCUUGGCCACAUCGACGCCCUACGCGAGCUCGGUCACUGCCUGCAAGACGGUUAUGGUGUCCGUCAAAACGUAACAGAAGGACGGCGUUUCCUCGUCCAAGCAAACGCGCGUGAACUCGCCGCUGUUUUAUCAAGACCUCGUUCUGGGCUCCCAACACGCACUUGGUUCUCGUGGAACCCACACGCGCAUCCUAACCACCGUCACCCUACUGGGAAUGGACACAGUGGGUGCCCUUUAUUGAGUGACUUUGGGUGUAAUGUUCCAGCUCCUGAGAGUCAUCCGGCCAGUCGUUUUAUGACGGAAUGGUUUGCUAUUCGGGGCGGGUCUUCGGGGUCGGGUCUCCGUUUGUGCUCUCAUACGGGUUGCGGGCGUUCCGAGACGAGAAAGCAUGAGUUUAGACGGUGUUCUGUUUGUGGAGCUGUUAACUAUUGUUCACGCGCCUGUCAAGCACUUGACUGGAAGCUGAGGCAUAAAGAGGAGUGCGCCCCUGUUGAGCGGUGGGUCGAUGAGGAUGGUGAGGGUGGUGCAGACGGGGAUGACGGUGGCGUGGAUGGUGACGGCGACGAUGUCAUGAUUGAGAGCUAAAAUUAAAUCUAAAAAUGGUUUAACAGUGGGGAAUGGUUAGAGACUGACGGAAACGGCGGAAACUGUGCGUUGUAGCGGCCACAAAGAAAAGGAGGAUAAUGAUUAAUGAGGGUGCUUUAAUCCUUACUCUAUUUUAAUUUUAAAGGCUAACCUAACUUUGGUUAUGGCCGGUUGAUAGCGCACAAGAAUUUUGUUUCCUCCUUGGUUUCUUGUAUAUAGAGAGGGUAUAUCGGAGAAAUCGAGGGCUACUUUUUCUUUUUUCUUUUUU
Messenger RNA from Populus euphratica (Euphrates poplar), 1624 nucleotides. RefSeq names its product F-box protein At1g67340-like. Lineage: Eukaryota; Viridiplantae; Streptophyta; Magnoliopsida; Malpighiales; Salicaceae. Bases 145 to 1356 code for a protein of 403 amino acids. The transcript is spliced from 3 exons. Gene Ontology annotation, molecular function: protein binding. The record is from RefSeq and is a predicted model, not a curated record.